CCCCUCGACGAAUACAACCGCACUUUGCUGAAUAACGUGCACCCUCCGGGCUGGCGAGACCCUGCAGUCGCAUCCGACAAGGACUUGUACUACGACAUGGUUGUUAUCGGUGGGGGCACGGCCGGUCUCAUCACCGCUGCUGGUAGUGCAGGGGUUGGUGCCAAGGUUGCUUUGAUUGAGGCCCACAUGCUGGGUGGCGACUGUUUGAAUGUCGGAUGCGUGCCUAGCAAGACGAUUAUUCAUUCUGCCAAUCUCGCUCACCAGGUCCAGAAUCAAACACACUUGGCCGAAGCCGGAAUUGCGGUAGAAGGCCACGUGACGGUUGAUUUUGAAAAAGUCAUGGAACGCGUCCGGAAAAUUCGCAGUACAAUCAGUCACCACGAUUCAGCCGAACGCUACAGUAAGGAACUCGGAGUUGAAAUUUACAUUGGGUGGGCCAUGUUUACGUCGGAACGCACGGUCGAGGUCAACGGCAAAACGCUGCACUUUAAAAAAGCGGCCAUUGCAACGGGCGGAUAUCCAGUCCUUUUGCCAAUGCCGGGUCUUCAAGAAAUCUAUAAGAAAGCGCAAGAUUCCGGCGCCGUCACCAACGAAUCGCGGCCACAAGUCAUGACUAACGAAACAGUAUUCAAUCUGACCAAACGUCCCGAAAAUAUGGUCGUUAUUGGCGCCGGCGUGAUUGGAUUGGAACUGGCCCAAGCGUUGCAGCGCUUGGGAGUUGGGGUGACCGUGUUGGGCCGUUCUGGGAGAGUCCUUCCUAAAGAGGAUGAAGACAUGGGUCUAGUGGUCAAGAAUCAAAUGAUUCAAGACGGAGUGGACUUUCGCUUGACAGUGCAAGACUACAAAAAAAUUGAGCUCACCGGCAAAGUUCUCGAAAACGGGUAUCCCGAGAUGAAAUUGACGCUUCAAGAAAAGGGCAAUUACGAACCAACCGUUUUGUAUUGCGACGCAGUUUUAAUUGCUGCUGGGCGUGCUCCUAAUGUUUCUGGUAUGAAUUUGGAAGCUGCCAAGGUUCAGUUUGACAAAAAAAUGGGGGUGCACGUCAACGACAACCUCCAAACGUCGAAUAAACGAAUCUAUGGUGUUGGUGAUGUCUGUUCCGACUUCAAAUUCACCCAUGCAGCCGACUUUAUGGCUAGGGCUGUGAUUCGAAAUGCGCUAUUCUUCGGAAAAGAAAAAAUGUCGGAACUACUUAUUUCAUAUGCUACGUUUACAAGUCCCGAGAUUGCCAGUGUUGGUCUCUACGAAGACGACUUGAAGGCCAAGAACAUUGCCUUCCGAGUCUUUGAAAAGCAUUUCAAGGACAACGACCGUGCCAUUGCUGAUGACGCUACUGAUGGAUGGGUACGAUUUCGGGUGAACGCCAAAACGGACAAAAUUUUGGGAGCCAGUAUUGUGGGAGUUGGCGCGGGAAAUAUGAUUUCGGAAGUUACGCUUGCCAUGCAGUCGGCAACUGGACUAGGAUCACUGGCCAAUGUAAUUCAUCCGUACCCAACUACCGCUGAAGUCCUUCGCCAGUCUGGCGAUCUCUACAACAAGACCAAAUUGACAAUGACGGCGAAAAAGAUUCUCCGUGGUGUCGUCAAGCUGCAACGUUAA
Messenger RNA from Phaeodactylum tricornutum CCAP 1055/1, 1599 nucleotides. RefSeq lists its product with no specific name. The transcript has a single exon. Gene Ontology annotation, molecular function: NAD(P)H dehydrogenase (quinone) activity; oxidoreductase activity, acting on a sulfur group of donors, NAD(P) as acceptor; flavin adenine dinucleotide binding. The annotation marks the transcript as partial. NCBI's taxonomy places the organism in Eukaryota, Bacillariophyta, Bacillariophyceae, Surirellales, Neidiaceae. The record is from RefSeq and is a predicted model, not a curated record.